This is a messenger RNA of Anolis sagrei ordinatus, 2158 nucleotides long. It is a transcript of the gene ISG20L2, whose product is annotated as interferon stimulated exonuclease gene 20 like 2. Gene Ontology annotation, molecular function: 3'-5'-RNA exonuclease activity; nucleic acid binding. NCBI's taxonomy places the organism in Eukaryota, Metazoa, Chordata, Lepidosauria, Squamata, Anolidae. The record is from RefSeq and is a predicted model, not a curated record. Gene Ontology annotation, cellular component: nucleus.
UCUGUGAGAAAGCGGCGGCUAGAAGGAGGAGACAGGAAAAGAAGGAGAGCGAGAGAGGAGCCUAGAGUGCCCUCCUACUUCCGGUUUGGAGCGGAAACGGAAGCUGUCCAGACUCGUGUGGAGGAAUGAGGCGAGCCCAACACGAUGUUGUGUCUCCUGUAGGGAUUCCUCUUCCUGUCACCAUAGAGAGGCACCCGCUGGUCACUUCCUCCCCAUGCUGACGGCCUGCAUCCAGAGGACACCAUGUCGGAUAUCAUUAUCAACCUGGACAGCACCCUUCCCACUACUGGGAAGAAGAACUCUGAGGCAGGUAAUAAGAAGCACCAGCGCUUUAUCCGCCGCCGGCAUUUCUUAGAGAGGAAGGGAUUCCUGAAGCAGAAGCAGAUUCCCAAGCGGGAUGCCUCCCACGGAUGCCCAGGGCUGGACAGGGACAAGAAGAGGCAAAAAUUGGACAGACAGGAUGGGCCUGCUGGCAAGGGACUGAACAGCACAUGCCAGGAGGAGGGCUCAACUUGCAAGCCGAAAACAUUUCCUAAGGGGAAUUCUGCGGCUUGUGGUGCCAAAGAGUCAAGCAACCAGGUCUGCCCGCCAUCCGGGGACAUUUCAUCUUCGGGCAAAACUGGAAGCAGCUCAGCCAGGCACAACGGGACCCCGGGGCCCAACUGCAGCGCAAAGACGCUCCCGAGAGUGGACCUGCUGAGCGAGUAUGAGAGCGGACUCUCCUUGGUCCCUGCAGCCGUUAAACCCAGCAAAAUGGUGGCCAUCGACUGCGAGAUGGUGGGCACAGGGCCCGGCGGUCGGAACAGCGACUUGGCGAGGUGUAGCGUGGUCAGCUACCACGGCGACAUCAUCUACGACAAGUACAUCCGCCCGCCCAGCCCCAUCACCAACUACCGGACAAAGUGGAGCGGUAUCAGGAGGCAUCACAUGAACAACGCUGUGCCCUUCAAGAUUGCCCAGAAAGAGAUUCUUAAACUCCUGUCGGGGAAGAUUGUCAUCGGCCACGCCAUCCACAAUGACUUCAAGGCCCUCAAGUAUUUCCACCCAAAAUCCCUCACCAGGGACACCUCCAAAAUCCCUCUGCUCAAUCGCAAGGCUGGCUUCCCAGAGAAUGAGUCGGCCUCCUUGAAACGCCUCACCAAGCAGCUCCUCCACAGAGAUAUCCAGGUGGGCCAGAAUGGCCAUUCCUCCGUGGAGGACGCCCGGGCCACCAUGGAGCUGUACAAGGUGAUUGAAGUGGAUUGGGAGAGGCACCUGGCCAGCUGCCCACCUCAGGACUGAUUCUCUCCGGAAGCCCUGAGGGACAUUGGCCAAGGAGCUCCCGGGAAAUGGCUUGCCCCGGAGCCCCUGCAGGCAGGGCGGCAGCGCAGGACGGAAGGCCCUGCCAAUCCGAAGAGGGGACGUAGGGUGGGGGGUGGGCAAGGAAAGGGUCCAUUACAUUGUUUCCACCCAAGGCCGGUGUUGGCUUGCUUCUCUGAGGAGCACAAGGCCCAGAAAUCUGCAGCAGUGCUAUCAACCCCUGGGUUCUUUUCCUUGGAGGGAAGGCAUUGCAGAAUCAAACCUGGGUGGACCAGCUACUCCUCUUAACAACCAAUUGUUUUUGGUUCUUAAACAAUCACACAUAAAUGUGGAACAAGGGGACAACCCUUGAACCCAUUUCUCAAGUGCUCUCCUUGGGCUCGCUGAUGCUGAAACGUGCCUGGGAGCAACUCCUUCUGGUGCCUUUGUUUGGCCCAAAUCAGGGCUUGGCCUCCGGCUUCGGUCUCCCUCUGGCUCAAGCUCCCUCCCUUUCAAAAUGGGCUGUGUGGGUAAGCGCCAUAGUUACUUUACUUACUUAGGCGAUCCCUUGUUGUCCGGGAUCCUGGCAGUGGGUAUGGAGGUGACUGGAACCGUAUUCUUCACCUGCAUCUUCUCCCACAGUGAGGGCAUCAAUUUCUAGGUGGAAGGCAUUCCCGGACAGGUUGGCUUGACGCGCUUUCCUCUUGGCACAUUUCUUUCACCCUCUAUUCGUGCCUUUUCAAAUUCUGCAGCACUGCUGGUCACAGCUGACCUCCAGCUAGAGCGCUCAAGGGCCAGGACUUCCCAGUUCCCCCUCGGUGUCUAUGCCACAGUUUUUAAGGUUAUAAUAAUAAUAAUAAACUUUAUUUGUACCCCGCUA